UAAAAGCCCAGAGGCCCAAAGCAAACUAGAUUAAUACUAAGAGGGAAAACACAAACCUCUCAAUUUCUCCGACCUAAAAUGAAGAACAGGGGAUGCCGGACCUCGCAAUUUCUCCCAAACAAGAAAAAUGAGAAAAGAAGCAAGCCGAAGAAAAAAGAAAACUUGGGAAAGAAACAGAAAAAUAAGGGUGAGUUGAGCUCUGUGGAUCGAAAUGGUGGGGUCAGCUAUGUGGAUAGAAUCAGUGAGUUGCCGGAUGGCAUUCUUGUUAGUAUCUUGUCUUGCUUGCUUCUCAAGGAAGCAGCAGCUACUAGUGUUCUUUCAAGGCGGUGGCGGGAUCUGUGGGCGUCUACUAUGAAUCUCAACUUUGAAGAUGAGAAGAAUUUGAGUGAUUUCAUGGAAGUGAAGCCGAAUAUACAACACAGGAAACGCCGCAGUUUUGUUAGUUUGGUGGAUCGUGCGUUGCAACAGCAUACAGGCCCAUUGAUUGAACGGUUCAGGGCUUGCUUUUUUCUAGAUCGUCGCUUUGCACGAUCCAUUGAUGGAUGGAUUGAGUUUACAAUGAAAAAGAGGGUUCAAAUACUUGAGCUUGUUGUAAAACUAACAUAG
Molecule: messenger RNA, 606 nt
Organism: Rosa rugosa (rugosa rose)
Lineage: Eukaryota; Viridiplantae; Streptophyta; Magnoliopsida; Rosales; Rosaceae
Product: putative F-box/LRR-repeat protein At1g56400
Exons: 2
Coding region: 79-606 (175 amino acids)
Molecular function (GO): protein binding
Source: RefSeq, a predicted model, not a curated record